Messenger RNA from Gambusia affinis (western mosquitofish), 1205 nucleotides. RefSeq lists its product as uncharacterized. The coding region runs from base 89 to 757 and encodes 222 amino acids. The record is from RefSeq and is a predicted model, not a curated record. NCBI's taxonomy places the organism in Eukaryota, Metazoa, Chordata, Actinopteri, Cyprinodontiformes, Poeciliidae. The transcript is spliced from 7 exons.
UGUUUUUCUCUCUGUUUUCUUCCAGUCUUGUUCUCUUUCAUUCAGUCCAACCAACAGCAGCGUUGAAGGUUCAUAUGCAGUUCAGCUGAUGAUUGAGGAUUUUCCCAGACAGACAAUCACUCUGACUCGUUACGAUGGUUCAACGUAUUCAUGGAGCACCAGCAACUUCAUGAACCGGAUCUCUGUCCAGUUUGUCUUCAAAGUGGAUCCUGCAGCUCCGUCCUGCACAGCAGGUGAAUAUCUGCCCAGGUUUCUGCCUCCAACUCCUGAACAUGGAGCUCAGUUCUUCAUAAACAUCAAUGAGAUGAUAGAAAUCAACAUCAGAGCAGAGGCGACUCAGUCUGUGAUCACUGGGCUCCUGUUCAGCGGACCGAUCAACAUGGUCAAGAAUUCAUCUGGAUCAGGAAAUUUCACCCUGAGAUGGACGCCGUCUGUCAGUGAUGAUGAAGAAAGCCAUCCCGUCUGUUUUGCUGUCCAGGCAACAGCCUCCAGUUCUGUCUACCAGUCUGAGCUUCGAUGUGUCGUUGUGAGGGUUGGAAACAUACCUUUCAUAGCGACUCCAAGUCCUCCUCCUAAAACAUCUCGUCUUACAGUUCUGAAGAUGAAGAUCUCCACUACGCUGUCACUGAAAGAGAAUAAAGAUGAAAUUGAGAAAGCGAUUAAAGAUGAACUGAUCAGACGAGGGCUGCCUCCAGACAUCAAGAUCCGCCUGCUGAGCGACGGUUCAGUGCAAGUUAAAGAAACAGCUGCCCCCUAGUGGCUAACAAUGAGAAUGAAUCUGAUCCAUGCAGUAAAAUAUUUCUGGUUGUUAUAGGAAGUGGGACUAAUUCGUUAUUGCAAUAAGCAGAAAUAGUAGAGUGAACUUUUAUUUAUGUGUGAAAAUAUUUAUAAAAUGCAGAUAAUUUCUAUACGUGUUUAUUAGUUAUUAAUAAUAAGAUAAUGAACAGAAGAAAACGUGAAUAAAAUCAAUAUUUAGUGUCACCUGGCAGGUAUUUACUGAGUGUUUGGUUUUUAUUUAUUACCGUCUUCCACGUGUAACAUUUAUGGCUGGGAGGUUUUUAUUUACUUUAAUGUCAUAAAAUGUUUUACACUUACUGAUAAAUAAUGAAGAUGUAGUUUUAUCAUGUAUAACAGGGAUUUUUUUUAACUUUAGUUUCUUUUAUCUGUAAAGAUUAGGAAAUAAAGCAGCGACUUCUGUAUCCUGG